AUGACACAGUGGCUGCCCUGGGAGCCCCAGGCCGGCCUGAGCACCGUGAGCCCUGGGGCCCCGGGGCCAGAGGCGGAGCGGGGGUCGGGGCCCAGUGCGUCGCCCCCCGAGAGUCCGGCGGCCGAGCGCGGCGCGGAGCUGGGCGCCGACGAGGAGCAGCCCGUCCCGUACCCGGCGCUGGCGGCCACCGUCUUCUUCUGUCUCGGGCAGACCACGCGGCCGCGCAGCUGGUGUCUCCGGCUGGUCUGUAACCCGUGGUUCGAGCACGUCAGCAUGCUGGUCAUCAUGCUCAACUGCGUGACCCUGGGCAUGUUCCGGCCCUGCGAGGACGUCGAGUGCCGCUCGGAGCGCUGCGGCAUCCUGGAGGCCUUUGACGACUUCAUCUUCGCCUUCUUCGCGGUGGAGAUGGUCAUCAAGAUGAUCGCCCUGGGGCUGUUUGGGCAGAAGUGCUACCUGGGAGACACGUGGAACAGGCUGGACUUCUUCAUCGUCAUGGCGGGUAUGAUGGAGUACUCCUUGGACGGACACAACGUGAGCCUCUCGGCCAUCCGAACGGUGCGCGUGCUGCGGCCCCUUCGUGCCAUCAACCGUGUGCCCAGCAUGCGAAUCCUGGUCACGCUGCUGCUGGACACACUGCCCAUGCUCGGCAACGUCCUCCUGCUCUGCUUCUUUGUCUUCUUCAUCUUCGGCAUCGUGGGCGUCCAGCUUUGGGCCGGCCUGCUGCGCAACCGCUGCUUCCUGGACAGCACCUUCGCCAGGAACAGCAACCUCAGCUUCCUGCGGCCGUACUACCAGCCGGAGGAGGGCGAGGAAAACCCGUUCAUCUGCUCCUCUCGCCGGGACAACGGCAUGCAGAAGUGCUCGCACAUCCCCAGCCGCCGCGAGCUGCGCGUGGAGUGCACCCUGGGCUGGGAGGCCUAUGGGCAGCCGCAGGCCGAGGGCGCCGGUGGCACUGGUCACCACACCUGCAUCAACUGGAACCAGUACUACAACGUGUGCCGUUCGGGCGACUCCAACCCGCACAACGGGGCCAUCAGCUUCGACAAUAUUGGCUACGCCUGGAUCGCCAUCUUCCAGGUGAUCACGCUGGAGGGCUGGGUGGACAUCAUGUACUACGUCAUGGACGCCCACUCCUUCUACAACUUCAUCUACUUCAUCUUGCUCAUCAUCGUGGGUUCCUUCUUCAUGAUCAACCUGUGCCUGGUGGUCAUCGCCACGCAGUUCUCGGAGACAAAGCAGCGGGAGAACCAGCUGAUGCGGGAGCAGCGGGCCCGUUACCUGUCCAACGACAGCACGCUGGCCAGCUUCUCCGAGCCGGGCAGCUGCUACGAGGAGCUCCUCCGGUACGUGGGCCACGUGUGCCGCAAGCUAAAGCGCCGUGGCCUGCGCCUCUACGCCCGCUGGCAGAGCCGCUGGCGCAAGAAGGCGGACCCUGGCAGUGCCGGGCCCGGCCAGGGCUCAGGGCACGGGCCCCCUGACGCCGAAUCGGGCCCGCGUGGCGCACACCGCGGGUACCACCACCACCACCACCACCACCACCACUACCACUUCAGCCACGGCAGCCCCCGCCGGCCAGGCCCCGAGCCAGGGGCCGGCGACGCCAGGCUGGUGCGGGCCGGAGUGCCAGCCUCACCCGGGCGCGGGCCCCCUGACGCCGAAUCGGUGCACAGCGUGUACCACGCUGACUGCCAUGUGGAGGGGCCGCAGGAGAGGGCCCGCGUGGCGCACGCCGCGGCCACUGCUGCCGCUGGGCUCAAGCUGGCCGCGGGGCUGGGAGCCAUGAACUACCCCACCAUCCUGCCCUCAGCCACGGGCAGUGGCAAAGGCGGCCUCGGGCCCAAGGCGAAGCGGCCUGGUGGCCCCCCGGGAGCUGGGGGGCACAGCCCCCUGAGGCUGAGCAGCCCGGAUCCCUGCGAGAAGAUCCAGCACCUGGUCGGGGAGCAUGGACUGGGCCAGGCCCCCAGCCGCCUGUCGGGCCUGAGUGUGCCGUGCCCUCUGCCCAGCCCCCAGGCGGGCACGCUGACCUGUGAGCUGAGCAGCUGCCCGUACUGCACCAGCGCCCUGGAGGACCCUGAGCUGGAGUUCAGACAGGGCGGGCUGGGCCGCAUCUGGGCCUCCUUCAGUGGCAAGCUGCGCCGCAUCGUGGACAGCAAGUACUUCAACCGGGGCAUCAUGGUGGCCAUCCUCACCAACACGCUGAGCAUGGGCGUCGAGUACCACGAGCAGCCUGACGAGCUGACCAACGCCCUGGAGAUCAGCAACAUCGUGUUCACAAGCAUGUUUGCCUUGGAGAUGCUGUUGAAGCUGCUGGCCUGCGGCCCACUGGGCUACAUCCGGAACCCCUACAACAUCUUUGAUGGCAUCAUUGUGGUCAUCAGCGUGUGGGAGAUCAUCGGGCAAGCGGACGGCGGGCUGUCGGUGCUGCGCACCUUCCGGCUGCUGCGGGUGCUCAAGCUGGUGCGCUUCAUGCCCGCGCUGCGGCGCCAGCUGGUGGUGCUCAUGAAGACCAUGGACAACGUGGCCACCUUCUGCAUGCUGCUCAUGCUUUUCAUCUUUAUCUUCAGCAUCCUUGGCAUGCAUCUCUUCGGCUGCAAAUUCAGCCUGAAAACAGAUACCGGAGACACAGUCCCCGACCGAAAGAACUUUGAUUCCCUGCUGUGGGCCAUUGUCACCGUGUUUCAGAUCCUCACCCAGGAGGACUGGAACGUCGUCCUGUACAACGGCAUGGCCUCCACGUCCUCCUGGGCCGCCCUGUACUUCGUGGCCCUCAUGACCUUUGGCAACUACGUGCUCUUCAACCUGCUGGUGGCCAUCCUGGUGGAGGGUUUCCAGGCCGAGGGCGAUGCCACCAGGUCCGACACAGAUGAAGACAAGACAUCCACCCACUUGGAGGAAGACUUGGACAAGUUCCGAGACCUCAGGGCUACAGAGAUGAAGAUGUAUUCGCUGGCGGUGACACCCAACGGGCACCUGGAGGGCCGGGGCAGCCUGCCCCCUCCCCUUAUCAUGCGCACGGCAGCCACGCCCAUGCCCACCCCCAAGAGCUCCCCACACCUGGACGCGGCCCCUGGGCCCCUGGACUCGCGCCGUGGCAGCAGCAGCUCCAUGGACCCUCAGCUAGGGGACCAGAAAUCUCUGUCUAGCCUCCGAAGCUCGCCCUGUGCCCCCUGGGGCCCCAACAGUGCCUGGAGCAGCCGGCGCUCCAGCUGGAACAGCCUGGGCCGCGCACCCAGCCUCAAGCGCAGGAGCCAGUGUGGGGAGCGAGAGUCGCUGCUCUCUGGUGAGGGCAGGGGCAGCGGCAGCACGGACGAGGAAGCCGAGGAUGGCCGGCCCGGGGCGGGGGCCUCGCCGGGCACACGGGCCACGCCGCUGCGGCGCGCCGAGUCCCUGGACCACCGCAGCACGCUGGACCUGCGGCCCCCACGGCCGGCCACCCUGCUGCCCACCAAGGCCCACGACUGCAACGGACAGGUGCUGGCCCUGCCCAGCGAGUUCUUCCUGCGCAUCGACAGCCACAAGGAGGAUCCGGCCGAGUUUGACGACGACGUGGAGGACAGCUGCUGCUCACGGCUGCAGAAGGUGCUGGAGCCGCACAAGCCAGAGUGCUGCCGGAGCCGCGAGCCCUGGGCCCUGUAUCUCUUCUCCCCGCAGAACAGGUUCCGUGUCUCCUGCCAAAAGAUCAUUGCUCACAAGAUGUUCGAUCACGUCGUCCUCGUCUUCAUCUUCCUCAACUGCAUCACCAUUGCCCUGGAGAGGCCCGACAUCGACCCCGGCAGCACCGAGCGCGUUUUCCUCAGCGUCUCCAACUACAUCUUCACAGCUAUCUUCGUGGCGGAGAUGAUGGUGAAGGUGGUGGCCCUGGGCCUCGUCUCGGGUGAGCACGCCUACCUGCAGAGCAGCUGGAACAUACUGGACGGGGUCCUGGUCCUGGUGUCCCUGGUGGACAUCGUCGUGGCCAUGGCCUCGGCUGGCGGCGCCAAGAUCCUGGGCAUCCUGCGUGUGCUGCGCCUGCUGCGGACCCUGCGGCCGCUGAGGGUCAUCAGCCGUGCGCCGGGCCUCAAGCUGGUGGUGGAGACUCUGAUAUCGUCCCUCAGGCCCAUCGGGAACAUCGUCCUCAUCUGCUGUGCCUUCUUCAUCAUCUUCGGCAUCCUCGGGGUGCAGCUCUUCAAGGGGAAGUUUUACUACUGCGAGGGCGCCGACACCAGGAACAUUUCCACUAAGGCCGAGUGCAGGGCCGCACACUACCGUUGGGUGCGACGCAAGUACAACUUCGACAACCUGGGCCAGGCGCUGAUGUCGCUGUUCGUGCUCUCGUCCAAGGACGGCUGGGUGAACAUCAUGUACGACGGGCUGGAUGCCGUGGGCGUGGACCAGCAGCCCGUGCCCAACCACAACCCGUGGAUGCUGCUCUACUUCAUCUCCUUCCUGCUCAUCGUCAGCUUCUUCGUGCUCAACAUGUUCGUGGGCGUCGUGGUGGAGAACUUCCACAAGUGCCGGCAGCACCAGGAGGCCGAGGAGGCGCGGCGGCGCGAGGAGAAGCGGCAGCGUCGCCUGGAGAGGAAGCGCAGGAGCACUUUCCCCAACCCAGAGGCCCAGCGCCGGCCCUACUAUGCGGACUACUCGCCCACCCGCCGCUCCAUCCACACUCUGUGCACCAGCCACUACCUGGACCUCUUCAUCACCUUCAUCAUCGGCGUCAACGUCAUCACCAUGUCCAUGGAGCACUACAACCAGCCCAAGGCUCUGGACGAGGCCCUCAAGUACUGCAAUUACGUGUUCACCAUCGUCUUUGUCGUGGAGGCCGUGCUGAAGUUGGUGGCCUUUGGGUUCCGGAGGUUCUUUAAGGACAGGUGGAACCAGCUAGACCUGGCCAUCGUCCUGCUGUCCAUCAUGGGCAUCACGCUGGAGGAGAUAGAGAUGAACGCGGCACUGCCCAUCAACCCCACCAUCAUCCGAAUCAUGCGUGUCCUCCGCAUCGCCCGCGUCCUGAAGCUGCUCAAGAUGGCCACGGGCAUGCGGGCCCUGCUGGACACGGUGGUCCAGGCACUGCCCCAGGUAGGGAACCUCGGCCUGCUUUUCAUGCUCCUGUUUUUUAUCUAUGCUGCCCUGGGAGUGGAGCUGUUCGGGAGGCUCGAAUGCAGUGAGGACAACCCCUGCGAGGGCCUGAGCAGACACGCCACCUUCUCUAACUUCGGCAUGGCCUUCCUCACGCUGUUCCGCGUGUCCACCGGGGACAACUGGAAUGGGAUCAUGAAGGACACGCUGCGCGAGUGCGCCCGAGAGGACAAGCACUGCCUCACCUACCUGCCGGCCAUCUCGCCCAUCUACUUUGUCACCUUCGUGCUGGUGGCCCAGUUCGUGCUGGUCAACGUGGUGGUGGCCGUGCUCAUGAAGCACCUGGAGGAGAGCAAUAAGGAGGCCCGCGAGGACGCCGAGCUGGACGCGGAGCUCGAGAUGGAGAUGGCGCAGGGGUCCCCUGCCCGGCCCAGGCCCGCGGCCCCGCAGAGCCCCGGCGCCUCGCCAGACUCCCCCAAUGUGCUAGUCGUGCGCAAGGUGUCGGUGUCCAGGAUGCUCUCGCUGCCCAACGACAGCUACAUGUUCCGGCCCGUGGCGCCUGCGGCAGCCGCUCACCCCAGGUGGGGUGGGGCCAGACGCACCGUGGGAGCGGGGCAGAGGGGCCGGGUCAUCACCGCCCACUCGCCGCCUGUGGAGCCCUGCGCCUCCCUCCAGGUCCCUUCGACUGUGUCCUCCCCGGCUAGGGGCGGCGACACCCUCUGUGCCCUGCCCCCGCGGGGGGCAGCCCGCUCGCCUAGUGUCAGCCGGCUGCUCUGCAGACAGGAGGCCGUCCGCACGGAGUCCCUGGAAGGGCAGGUUGAUGGCACUGGGGCCAGCAGCCCAUACUGGGGAGAGCCCGGUGGGAAAACCCCCGUGAGGCAGGCAUCCCUGGGGCCCUCCAUGCGGUCCCCGCCCCGGUCCCCGCGGCCCGCCAGCAUCCGCACCCGCAAGCACACUUCCGGACAGCACUGCCUCUCCAGCCGGCUGCCGGCCCCAGGCGGGGAGGAGACCGAGGCCCCAGACCCAGCCGAUGAGGAGGUCAGCCAUAUCACCAGCUCUGCCCGUAGCCCUUCGGCCUCGCCCACUGCCCGUGGGAUGGUGGGCGGCGAGCCAGAUCUGCACAGGCUCUACAGCGUGGACACCCGGGGCUUCCUGGACCAGCCGGGCCGGGUGGACGAGCAGAGGCGACCCUCGGGGGAGCCGGGCAUCGGAGACAGCCGUCCAGAGGCCGGGGAGGCAAAGCCCCGGGCCCUGGAGGCCGAGCUGGCCUUGGGGGCGCGCAGGAAGAAGAAGAUGAGCCCCCCCUGCAUCUCCAUAGAGCCCCCCGCGGAGGACGAGGGUGCAGCCAGGGCCCCUGCGGCAGAGGGUAGCAGCACCACCCUGCGGCGGCGAACCCCAUCCUGUGAGGCUGUGCCCCACAGAGACCCCCUGGAGCCCGCAGACGGCGCAGGGCUGGACGCUGCUGCCAAGGGGGAGCGGCGGGGCCAGGCCCCCUGCCGCACAGAACACCUGACUGUCCCGAACUUCGCCUUUGAGCCGCUGGACGUGGGGGGCCCCAGUGGGGACCUGUUCACGGAUGGGGGACAUGGGGCUGCCCCAGAACCCAGACCCUCCUCGGGCACCACAGCCCCUCCUGAACUCCAGGAGACGGAGCCCCCAGUGCCCUCAGGAGACCCCCCAGAGGAGGGGUGGGGUCUGCACCUCACCGUCCCUGAGAGCCCUCUGAAGAGAGUGUCCCCCCCGGCUGUGCCAGUCCCGGGUGACAGCGUGGAUGAGCCCGUGUAGCUCGGGUGCAGUGCCCACAGGCUUUGGCACUGGGUUGGGGUGCGCCCAGCAGUGUGGCGGCCAGGACAGGGCUGUGUGUGGAUCCUGGCUCGGGUCCCCCGAGGGCAGAGGAGCCAGAAGGAUGUCAGCACAGGGAGAGGGUAGCCCAUGCCUUCUGGGCACGUGGAGCAGCGGGAGCCCACAGCCCGAGGCCUCCGUCCUGUCGAUUCAGGUUUGGGGUUUCCCAGGGUGCCGAGGUGGUCCCGGGCCGUGUUGGCGGCCUGCUCGGGAGUUCCAGGAACAAGGACCAGAAACUGAACAGGAGGAGGAAGGCAGAGGCCGCCCUGCGGAGCCCGCCCAGCAGAGCCCCAUCUUCACGUCCACUUCUUUUUAUAGGGAACACGCCUGGGGCCGCUCGCGCCCUCUGGUGGCAGCUUCCUGCCAAAGGCCGCCGUGGCCACGCUUUCCGUCACUCACAGUCUCGAGUUCUCAUCCGUGUCUCCACCACUCAUUGCUGUCUCAUCUCCCCUCCACACCCACUCCCCGCUGUUCCAACCCCUCAGGAUUCCAGAGAGCACCUUGACUCUGGUCUCUGGGAAAUGACCGGUCGCCAGGGAGUGGGGACCGUGCAAUAAGACCCCCACUGCCCGUGGGGCCUGGGUCAAGACUUUGAGCUGAUGGCCCCGUCGUUUCACUUUCUUUUAUAAAUUCAGGUUAAACGUUUGCAAUAAUCCGAUGUGGAAAACUCGGCUUCUCAAGUCAAGGGGAGGUGGGGGGGUGCUGCAAAGCAGAGCGGAAUAAAUAUUAACUUAUUUAAGAAACA
Molecule: messenger RNA, 7642 nt
Organism: Odocoileus virginianus texanus
Lineage: Eukaryota; Metazoa; Chordata; Mammalia; Artiodactyla; Cervidae
Source: RefSeq, a predicted model, not a curated record